Molecule: messenger RNA, 2671 nt
Organism: Erythranthe guttata (spotted monkey flower)
Lineage: Eukaryota; Viridiplantae; Streptophyta; Magnoliopsida; Lamiales; Phrymaceae
Product: FBD, F-box and Leucine Rich Repeat domains containing protein
Molecular function (GO): protein binding
Source: RefSeq, a predicted model, not a curated record
UAUAUUUUUUCAUAUAACAUCUGUUUUGGUAAGGGAUAAUUACAGAUAAAUCCCUAUUGCAAAACUCAUAACGCGGAUCAGUCCCCAUUGCGGCACUGCCAUCUGUUUUAGGGACUGACUUGCAAGUGAAACUUGGCAAGGGAUUGAACUGCAUUUUUAGUUUGGCAAUGGGAAUUUAUCUCUAAUUAUCCCAUUUGGUAAUGCUAUUACAUUUUCCUACAUUAUGUCUAGUACAAUCUCUUUGUUGGAUUCUUCAGUAUCUGCUAAAAUACUAUAUAUGGUAGUAGAAAUGAAAUCCUGCGACUUGGAUUUGUUUUAUCAUAUAUAGGUAAUUGGGUUUAUCAUUUUUUGCUUGUAAAAAAUUAGUGGAAUAAAAUUUUCACUAAUCUUAUUUUUGAAAAAACGGAUAAAUGCAAUGCACAUGCAAUAAAUUUGAAUAUUACAAAAUAAAUAAUAAAUCCAAUGGCUUAAAUACUAUAACGUUCCUUCAAACCCUACACCCAACGAUUACCCUCAGUUGUAUUUCCGAGUAAUAUUUCCGUGCAACACGUGUAUUAAUCGAAAGUUAAGUCGUAGUUAAAAAAACUAACAAAAAAGGACGCGUGUUACUUUUAGAAACUAUCGGUGAUAAUUACUCCGUGUAAGAUCAAAUAAACCAAACUAGCUCCAAUAUCGUAAGUAUCCGUUCGUACGGUUAUCGAUAAAUUCAACGAACUAACCUUCCGUACAAUUUUAUUUGUCGUUUUAAGUUAAUGAUCAACGGUGAAUAUCGUAAACGAAUAAACUAAUUACUUGAAUUCCUAAAAUGACUAAUAAUAUUUGGAAAAAAAAAAUACUUUUUUAUUUUUAUUUUGCUACACACACAAAUAAAAUAAAAUAAAAUAGUCAGCACAUUUAAUUUAUUACAUUUUGCAGAAUCGAAAUUCAGAUUUUUCCAAUUUACAAAACAGGAAUAUUUUUUAUUAGGAAACCAAAUUACGUAAAUUAGCUGUACAUCCCAAAAUCUGACGUAAGAAAUAUGUCGUACUCCUAGCUGUCAAAAUCAUUAUCCAGUCAUCUUCUACCACUCCCACUCCUAUAUAAACCCCCACUCGACUCAUCAGCCAUCACACAUUUCUGCAUUGCUCUGAAUUCCUCUCCUCUCAAUUCAUCAAACCCUAGUUUUCUGUUUUUGAUUUUGUUUCUGUCAGUAAUUGAUAUGAAACGAAGGAAAGAACAAAACAACGUCGUUUCGAUCCCUGAAUUGGACGACGAUGUACUCGAUUCAAUUUUCUCUCACCUCCCAAUCAAAGAAGUCCGCGACCUCUCCAUUCUCUCGCACAGAUUCCGAUACUCAUGGAAAUUCUGCCGGAACUUAUCCUUCGACCGACACUUCGCCGGAACCAUGUCGACGGAGAAGUUCAAAAACUCCGUCAACUAUUUCUUCAAGCACCACCGGAGCACCUCCGCCGACAAAUUCCGGCUGUACUUCGACGCCACCAACGACGUCAACCUCGUGUCGUGCUGGACUCAGAAGGCCGUCAAUUUAGGGAUCAAGGAAUUCGAACUGGAUCUAACGCCGACGAAGACGAUUCUGAUGCUGAGCUGGGAUCUCAUCAACGUGGAGACGAUCAAAUCCGUGACGCUCGUCAACUGCGAGCUCCACCUGCCGUUAAACUCAAACGGCCUCCGUCACUUGAAGGAGCUCACGCUCCGGUGCGUUAGGGCCCGGCCCGUUCUGGUGAAGGCGGUGCUUGCUAACUGCUCGUCGCUCACGACUUUCCGCCUCGUGCGGUGUAGCUGUAUUUACAAUCUGAGGAUUCUCUGCGGACCGGAUUUGAAACGGUUCAAAACGCUGGUUGUGGAGAAUUGUUCGGAUUACGAUUCCGUCGCUAUAAUUAACGCUCCUUCUCUGUGUUCAUUCCGUUACCGUGGAAAGAUCUGUGAGUUUCGGAUCCAGUGCCAUAUGGAGCGGUUAAAUGACGUGGCAUUCGAGAUCGAACAUUCGAAAGAUUUCCGGAUGCUUCCUCACAAGAAGGAAAUGGUGGUUGGUAUUGCCUAUGUUAGACAUCUCACUAUUUCCAGUGCUUUUCUUGAGGGGCUAACUUCGAAAUUCGAGGAGAUGGAAUUCUACUUCUGGAGACUAUUGAAAUUACAGGUGACCGUGGCAUCAGAAAGUUACAUAAAUCCUUCCGACAUCGCCAACUUCCUCAAGAAGUGCCCGCGUAUUGAGAAUGUUUUCAUCGACAUUGGGCAGAAUGCAUUUGGGAGUAGUCCUUAUUGGAUUAUGAAAGGGAGGAAGUGUUUUGAUAAGUGGGAAACAUUAUUUCCAUUACUCAAAUAUGUGGCAUUGGAAGGCUUCACUUUGAAGGAGCAAUCUAUUACAAUGGCUAGAUUCUUUCUGAAGAAUGCAAUUUACCUUAGACAUUUAACUCUUAUUAAAGCCAAAAACUACAAUUUUCCUCCAACAUUUACCCUAAACUACCUUGUUUCGGGAAUACUAUCUAAUGCGAGAAUCGAACUCAUUGAGUAUAACCGAGAAUCGACUACUACCAUGAUACCUGUACGUAAUCCUGUGGGAUGAUUACUACCCCCUUUGCUCAUACGAUAUGUCUCUUUAGAGAGUUUAUUUUGUCCCCAAAUUAUUUGUAACUUUAUAUUUUCAAUGAAGCAUUAACUGCACUUUUUUCAA